Messenger RNA from Heteronotia binoei (common prickly gecko), 4288 nucleotides. RefSeq names its product zinc finger protein 709-like. The record is from RefSeq and is a predicted model, not a curated record. Lineage: Eukaryota; Metazoa; Chordata; Lepidosauria; Squamata; Gekkonidae. The coding region runs from base 8 to 3022 and encodes 1004 amino acids. Gene Ontology annotation, biological process: regulation of immune system process; negative regulation of transcription by RNA polymerase II; regulation of cytokine production. The transcript has 5 exons.
GGGAGCCAUGGAAUCCCGCAGCGCUCCUCGUCUUCCUCUUUUGCCUCGGCUGGAGGGAGAAUCCGGUGUCUGCACUUUUGCAGGGAAGAGAUCCCCAGUGUCCUUUGAGGAUGUAGCUGUUUCCUUCACGGAGGAGGAAUGGGCUCUGCUGAAUACAGGCCAGAGAAAGGUCUUCUGGGAAGUGAUAGAGGAAAAUUACGAGAUGGUGGCCUCUCUGGGUGUCCAGGGCAGGGGCAUUCCUCAAGAAGGAUGCAGAAAUGUAUGGGAUCUGAAGUUCCACAGGGCCUCUCUUCUUUCCUGUUUCCCCCGGCUGGAGGGAGAAUUUGGCUUCUGCGUAUCUGCAGGAAAGAGACCCCGAGUGUCCUUUGAGGAGGUAGCCAUGUUCUUCACAUUGGAAGAAUGGACUCUGCUGGAUCCAGGCCAGAAAAAAAUCUACUGGGAUGUUAUGAAGGCUAACUAUGAGACUGUGGCCUCUCUUGUUCAAGAUGUGAGGGUGACAGGUCAUGAGAUGGAAUCAGGAAGGAGAUUUGUGGGAAUAGACAGCAGUCUGCAGGUGGAAGCAAAAUCUGGGAAUCAAGUGGGACCAAAGAGACAUUGCAGAAGAAAAAGGAAAGCAAAGCAGAAGCAAAGACCAGAAUCGGUGGCCUGUCAGAGCAAAAGUAAGGCUGGGGUCUCAGCUCAAGAUGGAAUGGACAGUAGAAGGAGAAGACCUAAUAGUGCCAUGAACCAAAAAGGGUUCCACAGCAAAUGUGGUGUUGAAACAUAUCAGAACAUUACAGCAUCCUGGAAAAGGUAUAAAUGUGUGGAAUGUGGAAAGUGCUUCCAUUGGAGUAGUGCAAGAAGUAGGCAUCAAAGGAGUCACACGAGGGAAAAGCCUUAUAAAUGUUUGGAAUCUGGAAAGAGCUUCUAUAACAGUAAUAGAUUAACUUGCAAGGGAAUGAUUCAUACUGGGGAGAAGCCACAUAAAUGCUUGGAGUGUGGAAAGUGUUUCUCUCAGAAUUGUGAACUAACUAUACAUCAAAGGAUUCAUUCAGGGAAGAAGCGAUAUGAAUGCUUAGAGUCAGAAAAGUGCUUCUCUGAAAAUGGGCUCCUAAAAGCUGAUAAUAGCAUUUAUACAAGGGAGAAGCGAUAUAAAUGCUUGGAGUGUGGAAAGUCUUUCUUUGGGAAUGGACCUCUAAAAGAACAUCAAAAUGUUCAUACUGGGGAGAAGCCAUACAAAUGCUUAGACUGUGGAAAGUGCUUUUCUCAGAGUAGCAACCUAAAAACACAUCAAAGGAGUCACACAGGAGAGAAGCCAUAUAAAUGCUUAGAGUGUGGAAAGAGCUUCUAUUGUAGUAAUAGACUGACUUGCCAUCGAAGGAUUCAUACUGGGGUGAAGCCAUAUAACUGCUUGGAGUGUGGAAAAUGUUUUUCUCGGAAUGGCAGCCUAAGGAUACAUCAAAGGCUUCAUACUGGGGAGAAGCCAUAUAAAUGCUUAGACUGUGGAAAGUGCUUUUCUCAGAGUAGCAACCUAAAAACACAUCAAAAGAGUCACACCGGAGAGAAGCCAUAUAAAUGCUUAGAGUGUGGAAAGAGCUUCUGUCGUAGUAAUAGACUGACUUGCCAUCGAAGGAUUCAUACUGGGGUGAAGCCAUAUAACUGCUUGGAGUGUGGAAAAUGUUUUUCUCGGAAUGACAGCCUAAGGAUACAUCAGAGUCUUCAUACUGGGGAGAAGCCAUAUAAAUGCUUAGAGUGUGGAAAGUGCUUUGCUAAGAAUGGCAGCCUAAGAGUACAUCAAAAGAUUCAUAAUGGGGACAGGUCACAUAAAUGUUUGGAGUGUGGAAAGUGCUUCUCUUUGAGUGGUGACUUAAGAACACAUCAAAGGAUCCAUACUGGAGAGAAGCCAUAUAAAUGCUUGGAGUGUGGAAAAUGCUUCCCUCACAGUAGUAGCCUAAGAACACAUAGAAGGAUUCAUACAGGUGAGAAGCCAUAUAAAUGCUUGGAGUGUGGAAAGUGUUUCUCUGAGAAUGGCCACCUAAAAAUACAUCAAAGGAUUCAUAGUGGGGAGAAGCCAUAUAAAUGCUUGGAUUGUGGAAAAUGCUUUUCUCGGAAUGACAGCCUAAGAGUACACCAGAAGAGUCACACAGGGAACAAGACAUAUAAAUGCUUGGAGUGUGGAAAGUGCUUCUGUUUUAACCGCAGCCUAACUGCACAUCAAAAGUUUCACACUGGGCAGAAGCCAUGUAAAUGUUUGCAGUGUGGAAAGUGUUUCUGUAGCAGAAAUUCCCUAAAGAAACAUCAAAAGAUUCAUACGGAAGAGAAAUAUAAAGGCUUGGAGUCUGGAAAGUGCUUUUCUCAGAAUGUUGAGCUAACUACACUUCAAAAUAUCCAUACACUGGAAAAGCCAUAUAAAUGCUUAGACUGUGGAAAGUGCUUUUCUCGAAAUUACUGCCUAAGAGUACAUCAAAGGAUUCAUAGUGGGGAGAAGCCAUAUAAGUGCUUGGAGUGUGAAAAGUGCUUUUCUCGGAAUGACUGCCUGAGAUCACACCAGAAGAUUCACACAAGAGAGAAGCCAUAUGAAUGUUUGAAGUAUGGAGAGUGCUUCUCUCAGAAUGGACCCCUAAAAGUACAUCAAAGGUUUCGUGCUGAGGAAAAACUAUAUGCAUGCUUGGACUGUGGGAAGUGCUUCUCUGGGAAUGAACCCCUAAAAGUACAUCGAAGGAUUCAUACUGGGGAGAAGCCAUAUAAAUGCUUGGAGUGCGGAAAGUGGUUCAGUCAGAGUGGUGACCUAAGGACACAUCAAAGGAUCCAUACUGGGGAGAAGCCAUAUGAAUGCUUGGAGUGUGGAAAAUGCUUCUCUCAGAAUGGUAGUCUAACUAUACACCAAAGGCUUCACACAGGAGAGAAGCCAUAUAAAUGCUUGGAGUGUGGAAAGUGCUUUUCUCAGAAUUGCAGCCUAAAAGUACACCAGAAGAUUCAUACAGGGAAAAGCCAUAAAAAUGCUGGGAGUGCGGAAGGUGCUUCUCUCAAAAUGGUAUCCUAACAACACAUCAUACUGUUGACAAGCUGCAUAAAUGCUUGAAGUGUGGAAAGUGCUUCUCUGAGAACGGAACCCUAAAAACACAUCAAAAGAUUCAUGAAGGGGAGAAGCCAUAUGAACACUUGGGGUGUGAAGAUAGCUUCCCUCACAGUAGCCACCUAAGACACAUUAAAAGAUUCACACUGGUGAGAAGCGGAAUCAAUGCUCGAAGUGUGAGAAGUGCUCUCUGUUGGAGUGGCUGUCAAGAAAAUGGAUCCUGCAGUUCAGUUUUUUGUUCUUGGGUUGAAACAUUCCUUCAGGCUUUGUAUCAAAACCUAGGCCUCUGAAACAUAGGGGAAGAGGUCAAAAGGGAAACAUCUGGGGGGUUUCUUGAGAAACCUGACAAGUCUGACUUGGUGCAUUUGAAUACCAGUGACAAGCAGCUACACUAUUUGUCACGGAAUACACACUUUUGAUGCUUGUUUUACACUUCACAGAGAAGAAGCAUCUUGUCUUAAAACUGCUUCUAUACUGAACUCUCUGUUAUCAGAUCCAUGUUAAGAGAACAUCACUGGUCUAAUCUUUGAUCGGGCAGAUGGGUCCCUGCCAUCUCCAAUCUGGGCCUUAAAAUGGAUAGUUUAUGGUUCUUUAUUUCGUAUCUGCUUUCAGCUAACAUGAGGUGACGAGAUGACCUAGGAACGUACCAGGCAUACUCUUUUGGACAAAGGAAGUUGGAGGGUUGCUGGACUUCUUUCAAGACGGGCAACCUAUGAUAGCUAUAAUUUAGGGCAGGGGUGUCAAACAUGCAGCCUGGGGGCUGGAUCAGGCCCCCAGAGGGUUUCUAUCAGGCCCACAAGCAAGUCUGCUUCCUUCUUCCUUUUUCUUGCUUCUUUCUGUGUCCCAACUUGCUUUGCCAGGAUUUCUCAAUUGCACAGAAGCUAUAGAGCAAAGCCUCUAUUUCCCCCAUUGGCUGAGGCUCCACUCUUUGGGAGGAAGUGGGGGUGGGGAGGAAGGAGAGCUUGCUGUGAUACCACAAUAAGUUUUAUUUUAAGGUUGUUUUUUUUUUUAAUUUGUGGCCUUUAUAAAGUUUAUAUCUCCGCUACCUGCCAUUAAAUUUUACGGCACACAUGGCCCGGCCUGACAAGGUCUCAUUUAUGUCUGAUGCGGCCCUCCUGAUUUAGGGUAUAAUGUGUAGCUAAAACUUAUUUAGAUUUCUUGUUUCCUCUGCUUAUUGGUCUGUUCUUCUGACAAUAUUCCUGUUCUCAUUAAUAAAAAUAUACUUUUACUCUC